CGGCGGCGCGGCCGCGUCCCCGUGGCCGUGAAUGAGCGCGGGGGGCGGGAGCGGAGCGGGAGCGGGCGGGCCGCGCUCCCACCGCGCUCCCACCGCGCCGCGCCCCACAAAAGUGCGGGGCUGCCGCGGCCGGGCCCAGCGCUGCCGCUUCCCGGGCCGGAGGGGCGCGGAGCAGCCGCGGGGCCGAGCGGAGCCGCUGCCGGGGGCGCUGCGCCGCGCCGCGUUUUUUAUUUCCAAUUUCUGAUCGCAGCUGCAUUUCCCUCCCUCCGCCCCCCCGCGCCGAGGAGGAGCCCCGGCUUUAUGUGGUGCUGCCCGGGGAGCGCUCGGCGGCCGGGAAGUUCUUUGUGUCGCCGUCGCCUUCCUUUUUUUUUUUUUUUUUCUUUUUUUUUUUUUUUUUUUUUCGUGUGUGUGUUUAAAUGUAUAACUUCAUGGGGCUGAACAGCACGGCCGUAGCUAUUCAGCCCAAUGUGUCCUGCACAUGCAACUGCAAAAGGUCUUUGUUCCAGAGCAUGGAGAUCAGCACUGAAUGUUUAGGUCGCACCUUUCCAGGUAAACUGGCGGAGUUGGAGUUUGUACAGAUAAUCAUAAUCGUGGUGGUGAUGAUGGUGAUGGUGGUGGUGAUCACGUGUCUGCUGAACCACUACAAACUCUCUGCGCGAUCCUUCAUCAGCCGGCACAGCCAGGGCAGGCGGCGAGACGAGAACCUCUCCUCAGAGGGAAGCCUGUGGCCUUCGGAAAGCACCGUGUCGGGGACCGGCAUAACCGAGCAGCAGAUCUACACCCCGCGGCCCAGCGAGCGCCUGGCAGUGCCCUCCUUCCUGCAGAGGGACCGCUUCAACCGGUUCCAGCCCACGUACCCGUACCUGCAGCACGAGAUCGACCUGCCGCCCACCAUCUCGCUGUCGGACGGCGAGGAGCCCCCGCCCUACCAGGGACCCUGCACGCUGCAGCUGCGCGACCCCGAGCAGCAGAUGGAGCUCAACAGGGAGUCCGUGCGGGCCCCCCCAAACAGAACCAUCUUCGACAGUGACUUGAUAGAUAACUCCGUCUUCGGGGGGCCGUGCCCCCCCAGCAGUAACUCUGGCAUCAGUGCCACCUGCUACGGCAGCAGCGGCAGGAUGGAGGGGCCGCCGCCGACCUACAGCGAGGUGAUCGGCCACUACCCCGGCUCCACCUUCUACCAGCACCAGCAGAACAACAACGGGAUGCCCCCCAUCUUGGAGGGCAGCAGACUCCAUCCCUCACAGAUCAAUGGCCUUGAGAGCACAACGACGACGACGACGACGACGGCGUGGAACAAAGAGAAAGAGAAACAAAAAGGGCACCCCUUUUAAAAAAAAAUGAAAAAAAAAGGAAAAAUGAAAAAAAAAAGGCAAGAAAGUAAAUGAAACACUCUGCACUUCUCAUGAAAAGAAAAAGGAGAGAGAGAGAGAGAGUUGAGGAAGAUGAGCAAAGAAAAAAAAAAGAAGCCCUUCCCCAUCUCUCCAUGUAUAAAUAUUUACUUGUUAUGUCUGGUCUGAAUGCACAAGCCUACCAAGCUUGCAAAAACAUUUCUUUAUUGAGCUGUGUCUAGACGUUUAAAAAGGAAAAAAAAAUUCAACUGUAGUCUUUUUUUUUUGUUUGUUUCUAGUUGGGCUGUGUGUGAAUGCUUUUUUUUUUGUUUGAUUAUUUCACUUAUCUUUAAAAACAAAAUAUUUGCACAAAAACCAUUUUGUUUAAAGAUCUGCAAUAUAAAUAUAUAAAUAUAUAUUAAAAAUAAGAGAAAGUGUAUGUGUAAGGAGCAGGAGUAUUUUUGUAUUAGAAGAGGCCUAUUCAAAAAAAAAAAAGUUGUUUUCUGAACUAGAAGAAAAAUGGCAAUUUUUUGAGUGCCAACUCAAAAAGCAUGUAUUACAUUGUAAAAAAACAAAAAACAAAAAAAAAAUCAAAAGCAGGGGUUUAGAGUUAUUUAUAUAAAUGUUGAAAUUUUGCACUAUUUUUUAAUAUAAAUAUGUCAGUGCUUGUGUUGGUCAAAGCCUCUAUCAUGUCUACCAUGAACCUGUUAAGGGAUCUAUGUGGAAGUGAAGAACAAAGUAGCUGGAAGGGGAGGAGGAUCGCUGGAGUGGAGAUGCCAGCCCUGGGAGGAGCGGUGAGCGAGACUGCAGCUUAUGCAAAUCCUUAAUUUCCAGAGUCCCUGCGCGUGGCCGCCGACAGCCACGGCUUUUAUACAUUCCCUACAAAGCAAGAGGAGUUGGUGUGUGUCUGUCUGUCAUCCGGUAGGAUUAUUGGAGUAACAAGGUAAAAAGAAAACUCCCUGCUUCCCGCAGUCAGGAAUGACUGAAGCAGGCAAAAAUUACUUGAUUUUUUUUUCUUUUUUUUUUUUUUUCUUUUUUUUUGGACAACCUCUAACUUUUUGGAGGGGAGGGUGGUGGGGGUUGAGAAUAAACUUCUGUGUCUGAAGGAACAAAAGUGUUUUUUGGUUUAUUUCUUUCCAUGUUCAACUGAAGGGCCCUGUUGGAGCCAAAGUGGUGGUUGUGGAAGUCAAUGUGAGGAACUGGUAACGCACCCACUGGCUGCCCUUCAGCUGGGUUUAAAUGUCUCGUUGAAAGGACGAGCUGGAAAGUGUGGUGGUGGUGAACAUCAUUUUCAUUUUGUUUCAACCUCCCAAACCUCAAUUUGGGAUAAACGGGCGCGGCCGUGUCCCGCGGCGCCGCCGUCCCUGGUUGUCGCUAUUUUUGACGUUUGUUAUCCAGCUAAAGAGGCACCAGGUACAGUAGAUGGAAAUGAGUCUGCUCCUGUGUUGUAUUAAUUAAAGGCUACAAAAAUAAUGCUUAAGGCUUUAGAAGCAACCCCCCUUUACCUCUUCUGGGACGUCCUCCCCCAGGUCCCGCUGCCCUCCCGCCGCCGGGUGUUGCGCGUGGUUCAUUUCUCUUGGUUUCGGAAGCGCUUUGUCUUGCUCUGCUCUUGUUUACAUUUUUGUCACCUCGGUGUCUGGUAGGGGCCUCACCCUCGUGGUGAAUUCGCAGGUGACUGAGUGAGUGAGUGGGAAACCUGAGAGAGCGAGGGGGAGAAGGCGAAAGGGAGAAAUCCCGUCGUGGGUCCCGUCUCUGAGCGCUAGGAAGGGUCGGUAGGGAGCCACAGAGAGCGAGGAUUUCACAAGGGGGUGUGAUUUGAUUUCCUGCAGGAUGCUAUCUAGUAGAGUGACAUAAAUGAAAGAUAUAAAGGCAAUAACUAUUGUUUUUAAGCAACUUUUUUAUUACUUGAAAAAAGAAAAAAAAACAUAACCAUGAGAACGGUUUUGAAGUUCUGACCAUUUGAACAAUAUUUAUAUAUAUUUUAAAGAAGAUGAUGAAUAGCUGAACUUGAAGUUUGAUCAUUGUUUUUUUUUGCUUUUUGCUUAUUUUUUUUUAUUUCUGCCUAGAAAUAGUCCUGUACCUUCUCAAUACUUCAAACUGCUUUUCCACAGCUCUUGAAAUCUUCAUAGUUUUACAGUUAUGUAACCUAAAUUUUGAUGACCUAAAAAAAAGAAAAAGAAAAAAAAAAGAAAAAAAAAAGCCACAAAAACGAAA
Passer domesticus (house sparrow) is the source of this 3545-nucleotide messenger RNA. It is a transcript of the gene PMEPA1, whose product is annotated as prostate transmembrane protein, androgen induced 1. The transcript has 5 exons. Gene Ontology annotation, molecular function: R-SMAD binding. Bases 417 to 1334 code for a protein of 305 amino acids. Gene Ontology annotation, cellular component: early endosome membrane; Golgi membrane. NCBI's taxonomy places the organism in Eukaryota, Metazoa, Chordata, Aves, Passeriformes, Passeridae. The record is from RefSeq and is a predicted model, not a curated record. Gene Ontology annotation, biological process: negative regulation of transforming growth factor beta receptor signaling pathway.